AUGACUUACGAAGAGAAUCGGUACUGGAAGAAUGUCCUGACCAUCGUACCAAUCAUUGGUGCUGCCCUGGCCACCGUUUCGUAUGUCCUGCGACUAUAUUCGCGGCGCUUCACCACCGCCGGCCUGAAAGUAGAGGACUGGUUGAUGGGCGUGGGCUUGAUUCUUUCCUACUGCGCAACCGCCUUUGUUGUGGACACCGCAUUCAAUGGCGUGGGUUUACCAGUUAGCUCUCUGCCGGCCAACGAACGGCAACGUAUUCAAUUUGGUUCAUGGAUGAUUCAGAAGUUUUGGGCGCCGUCCGCUGCGUUUGUGAAGAUAUCGAUCGUCGUGUUCCUGAAGCGUCUACUGGGAACGGUGCGCGCGUAUGCAAUUAUCUCGAAUAUCCUGAUUGGCUUUAUUGCCUGUUGGGCCGUCACGGCGCUGCUGGUCAAUAUAUUUCAGUGCACUCCAGUUCAAUACUACUACGACAAGGAUCUUAACGGGCAUUGCAUGAGCGGUCAGCGAGCCUUCUUCCAGGCGAUGGGAUCGAUUUCUUUGGUUGAGGAUGUCAUUGUGCUGUGUCUACCCACACCUAUCGUUUGGGGGCUACAGAUCACCUUUCGUCAGAAAAUUGCCGUGACGCUCGUGUUCUCCCUGGGUGGACUGGUCUGUAUAUUCAGUCUAAUGCGUCUGAUUGAGUUCCGUAACUUCGUCACCACCGACCUGGCUUCCUCGAGUGCCAAAGAAUCUGUCUGGACUUGUCUCGAACUCGAUGUAGCUAUCAUUUGUGGCUGUCUGCCUCUCAUGAAGCCUCUGAUUCAGGGCUUCCUCGGCAAAGUGCGAAGCGGAGUCUCCAAAGCCCGUUCCCACCCGUCAUCCGGCACGAAGCUAUACUUUCCCAACGGCACCACCCACAACAACGAUGGAUUUCGCCAGAUCAACGAUCCGUUGAGCUCCAUGGCCUCCAAGAACGCUCAUAUCGCUGCCGAUGAGAGUCGAAGGAGUUCCGACGUUGAGCUGCAGGGCAUCGCGGUAACCACCCGAAUCGACCAGGAUAUCGACCGCCCGCGUACCGGAAAUUCGACAGAUGUCUCCGCCGAACACGUAUGGCCACGGUGA
Messenger RNA from Aspergillus luchuensis, 1098 nucleotides. RefSeq lists its product as uncharacterized. NCBI's taxonomy places the organism in Eukaryota, Fungi, Ascomycota, Eurotiomycetes, Eurotiales, Aspergillaceae. Bases 1 to 1098 code for a protein of 365 amino acids. The record is from RefSeq and is a predicted model, not a curated record. The transcript has 5 exons.